AAUCACACCACCUAUUCUGAGUGACAGAGCAAGACUCCAUCUCAAAAAUUAUAAAUAAAACAAAAGAGGUCCCCAAAAUUAGGCUUCCUUAAAACUGUGUUUUCUGAUCACACUGUCCUGACUCUUUUUUUCUGUCAUUGGCUGGAUAUGACUUAAGUUCCUAUUGCUCUCUGUCAUCCAGUCCUUACUCAAGUUGUCCUAUUUGUGUAACUGGCUUCAAUACCUCAUGUCUCUCCAGGCUAGUUCAGGGAUUCUUCUGAGCUGUUCAAGAAUAGGGUUGUAGAACCACUUUGGCUAAGUUAGGAAGGAGAACUAGAGUGGACUCAGCUGUCUGGCUUUUCUCAGCGCCCAGUGUAUGGCCUGCUCUGGGGUUACAUUUUUAUCUCCUUUCCUGACCGGCAUAGUUGAUGUGAAGGUCAGGGGCAGGUAAUGUUUCACAAGCAACGGGUAAGGGAGUCCUAAGUUCUGGGUUUGGAAACUGGUAGAAUGAUUAGCUAUCAUGAGGAUCACUCUUUCCUUUUGAACUCCCUCACCAUAGUGUCCGCCUGACUGCAAGUUCGUUAAUUCUGUUGGCUGUGAUGUUGGGUUUGAUCAAUGAGGAAGAUUAAUAGACUCAUGAGUUCCUUCUUAUCUGAUAUUUCAUUUGAGCAUGGGACUUCUGGGGCUUUCUGAAAUAAAGCCCCCAAAAGGGGCUUCCUCACAGAAAGAUCAGAGCUGUUGCUUGCUGGCCAACUGCUCAGUCACAGGCUAGGAACUCCUUUCAGAGCAGGCCUGUUUUUAGCCUUCUAGGAUGUUUAGCCUCUUGUUGAUGGGAAAUUAGCUCCCUUCUAGCAUUUGCAUAUACUGCUCCAUCUCUGAGCUUUGCUUAUCGAGGAGAAUUUGGACAUUCAUUUGGGUGUCUAAGAAAGGGAAAGGGAACAAGCUGUGAAUAGGCCUCAGCUUGUGUUCUCCUACAGUAGCCUUUUUUUUUUUUUUUUUUUUUUUUUUAGAACAGAUUAGCCAGUAAGCAGGAGGUAAGAGAUGGGAUGGGGAGGAGAAUGGAUUAAUGACAGUUUCAGAGAGAAGAGUAACCCACUGAUUUCUCUCUUACAGGUAGGCGUGCCAGAGGUUGAACUUUACUGACCUUUGAUGUGAGGCACUCAGCCAGGGCCAAGGGGAGAGCCUGGCAAGAUUUGCAGCCUGAAGCCAUGGGCCAGGGGGCCAUGGUGACCUGAGACUAGUGGUUUCUGUAUAGUGGCCCUCUGCUUCCCCCUCUACCUCCUUUACCCUAUACUAAGGUGACUCGUUGCCACCUCUUAAGGAAACGGCCCCUAAGGGAAUCCCUUGCCCCUAUUUUCCUGUCCUUCUAGCCUUCCAAGACAGUCCUAGCCUAUAGAACUCCUACCUCCCAUCCCCUAAGGGGGUCCCCAUUCCCCCCUUUUUUCGUCCCCCCCGCCAUGCUCCAGUUGUGGAAGGUGGUACGCCCAGCUCGGCAGCUGGAACUGCACCGCCUCAUACUGCUGCUGAUCGCUUUCAGCCUGGGCUCCAUGGGCUUCCUGGCUUACUAUGUGUCCACCAGCCCUAAGGCCAAGGAACCUUUGCCCCUGCCUUUGGGAGACUGCAGCAGCAGUGGGGCAGCUGGUCCUGGCCCUGCACGGCCUCCAGUUCCACCUCGGCCCCCUAGGCCUCCAGAGACAGCUCGAACUGAACCCGUGGUCCUUGUGUUUGUGGAAAGUGCAUACUCACAGCUGGGGCAGGAAAUUGUGGCCAUCCUGGAGUCUAGUCGUUUUCGGUAUAGCACUGAGCUGGCACCUGGCCGAGGGGACAUGCCCACAUUGACUGAUAAUACCCAUGGCCGCUAUGUCUUGGUCAUUUAUGAGAACCUGCUCAAGUAUGUCAACCUGGAUGCCUGGAGUCGGGAACUGUUAGACCGGUACUGUGUGGAGUAUGGUGUGGGCAUCAUUGGCUUUUUCCGAGCCCAUGAACACAGCCUACUGAGUGCCCAGCUCAAGGGCUUUCCCCUUUUUUUACACUCAAACUUGGGGCUCCGGGACUACCAAGUGAAUCCUUCUGCACCCCUACUGCAUCUCACACGCCCCAGCCGCCUAGAACCAGGCCCACUGCCUGGUGAUGACUGGACCAUCUUCCAAUCCAAUCACAGUACAUAUGAACCAGUGCUUCUUGCCAGCCUUCGGCCAGCUGAGCCCCUGGUGCCAGGACCGGUUCCUCGUCGGGCCCGGCUUCCCACUGUGGUACAGGACCUGGGGCUUCAUGAUGGCAUCCAGCGGGUGCUCUUUGGCCACGGCCUUUCCUUCUGGCUCCACAAACUUAUCUUCGUCGAUGCUGUUGCAUACCUCACUGGCAAGCGCCUCUGCCUGGACCUUGACCGCUACAUCUUGGUAGACAUUGAUGACAUCUUUGUGGGCAAGGAAGGGACCCGCAUGAAGGUGGCUGAUGUUGAGGCUCUGUUGACCACCCAGAACAAACUCAGGACCUUAGUCCCCAACUUCACCUUCAACUUGGGCUUCUCGGGCAAGUUCUAUCAUACUGGGACAGAGGAGGAGGAUGCAGGGGACGACAUGCUGCUGAAGCACCGCAGAGAGUUCUGGUGGUUCCCCCACAUGUGGAGCCACAUGCAGCCACACCUGUUCCACAAUCGCUCCGUGCUGGCUGACCAGAUGAGGCUCAACAAACAGUUUGCUCUGGAGCAUGGGAUUCCCACGGAUCUGGGGUAUGCUGUGGCCCCCCACCACUCGGGCGUGUACCCCAUCCACACACAGCUCUAUGAGGCCUGGAAAUCUGUGUGGGGCAUCCAGGUGACCAGCACUGAGGAGUAUCCCCAUCUCCGCCCUGCCCGCUACCGCCGUGGCUUCAUUCACAAUGGCAUUAUGGUGCUUCCCCGGCAGACAUGUGGCCUCUUCACUCACACAAUCUUCUAUAAUGAGUAUCCUGGAGGCUCUCGUGAACUAGACCGAAGCAUCCGAGGUGGAGAGCUCUUUCUAACAGUGCUGCUUAAUCCGAUCAGCAUCUUUAUGACCCAUUUGUCCAAUUACGGAAAUGACCGGCUGGGCCUGUACACCUUUGAGAGCUUGGUGCGCUUCCUUCAGUGUUGGACACGGCUGCGCCUACAGACUCUUCCUCCUGUCCCACUUGCACAGAAGUACUUUGAACUUUUCCCUCAGGAGCGAAGCCCCCUUUGGCAGAAUCCCUGUGAUGACAAGAGGCACAAAGAUAUCUGGUCCAAGGAGAAAACCUGUGAUCGGCUCCCAAAGUUCCUCAUUGUGGGACCCCAGAAAACAGGGACUACGGCUAUUCACUUCUUCCUGAGCCUGCACCCAGCUGUAACUAGCAGCUUCCCUAGCCCCAGUACAUUUGAGGAGAUUCAGUUCUUCAACGGCCCUAAUUACCACAAGGGUAUUGACUGGUACAUGGAUUUCUUCCCUGUCCCUUCCAAUGCCAGCACUGAUUUCCUAUUUGAAAAAAGUGCCACCUAUUUUGAUUCAGAGGUUGUGCCACGGCGUGGGGCUGCCCUCCUGCCACGAGCCAAGAUCAUCACUGUGCUCACCAACCCUGCUGACAGGGCCUAUUCCUGGUACCAGCAUCAACGAGCCCAUGGAGACCCAGUUGCUCUGAAUUAUACCUUCUAUCAGGUGAUUUCAGCCUCCUCCCAGACCCCUCUGGCACUGCGCUCCCUGCAGAACCGCUGUCUUGUCCCUGGCUACUAUUCUACCCAUCUACAACGCUGGCUGACUUACUACCCCUCUGGACAGUUGCUGAUUGUGGAUGGGCAAGAGCUGCGUACCAACCCAGCAGCCUCAAUGGAGAGCAUCCAGAAGUUCCUGGGUAUCACACCCUUUCUGAACUACACACGGACCCUCAGGUUUGAUGACGAUAAGGGAUUUUGGUGCCAGGGACUUGAAGGUGGUAAGACUCGCUGUCUAGGCCGGAGCAAAGGCCGGAGGUACCCAGAUAUGGACGCUGAGUCCCGUCUUUUCCUUACGGAAUUUUUCCGGAACCAUAAUUUGGAGCUGUCGAAGCUGCUGAGCCGGCUUGGACAGCCAGUGCCCUCAUGGCUUCGGGAAGAACUGCAGCAUUCCAGUCUGGGCUGAUGUCCCAGCCUCCUGUACCAGCAAAAUACCCCCUGCUUCCCUAUGGGGCAAGCCCAGACCAGGGCCCACAAGGGGGAUUAGAGUGGCCUGGCCCCUCCCUGUCUACCUCAGUAGCCCCCAGGCCUGAGAUGGCUUAGAAGGGAAGGGUAUGCUUUUCCCAUAGUUCUUGGGCCUAAUAAAGGGGCUUCCUCUGGUACCCUACAUCAUGGUACUAGGUACCUUUGACCUAUCAUCUUGGGAGGUGGGUAGGAGUAAAAGGGUCCAGGCAGGGUGUGGAGGAAUAUAUUAGUCCAAUGAGAUUUCCCUCUUCAUCCACAGCAGUGUAUCUAUACCUGGCUAUGGGAGGGACCCUUUGCUAUGGCCCCUUUAGUCAGGCAGUGGGAUCUACCUGUGGCCCGGCCUCCCUAAUGUCAUUCACAUUGAAUGGGGAUGAGGUCGGAGAGUGGCUCAUAGAGCUAAGUGAGUCCUAGCUGUGGGCUAGAAAUGUCCUUAAUAAACAUCCUUAUUUUUCUGUUU
Sapajus apella (tufted capuchin) is the source of this 4604-nucleotide messenger RNA. RefSeq names its product N-deacetylase and N-sulfotransferase 2 (gene NDST2). Gene Ontology annotation, cellular component: Golgi apparatus. The record is from RefSeq and is a predicted model, not a curated record. The coding region runs from base 1437 to 4088 and encodes 883 amino acids. The transcript is spliced from 13 exons. Gene Ontology annotation, molecular function: heparan sulfate N-sulfotransferase activity; deacetylase activity. Lineage: Eukaryota; Metazoa; Chordata; Mammalia; Primates; Cebidae.